This is a messenger RNA of Peromyscus maniculatus bairdii (prairie deer mouse), 2187 nucleotides long. RefSeq names its product zinc finger matrin-type 3 (gene Zmat3). The record is from RefSeq and is a predicted model, not a curated record. Gene Ontology annotation, molecular function: nucleic acid binding; zinc ion binding. NCBI's taxonomy places the organism in Eukaryota, Metazoa, Chordata, Mammalia, Rodentia, Cricetidae.
CUGUUUCCCGGUGGCUCCGCUCCGACCGACUUUUGACAGUCAACCUCCAGCAGCCGAGCGGCCGGGCGGCGGCGGCGAGCGCGGAAAGUGGUCGUGGAGCGGGCAGCGGCGCGCGGCGGCUGCGGCCUGCCGGUUCCGGUUUGAAGACUCCAUCCCUCACCACCCCCUGGAUUAUGCCCGUGGCUUUCCCGCCUGAUGAUUCUCUUGCAGCAGGCCGGGCUUCCUCCACCUAAGCGGCCCUCAACCUCUCCUCCUAUGUCAGUGGCUGCCAGGUCCACAAGGACCUUGCAGCUUCCACCACAGAAGCCGUUUGGGCAGGAGACGUCCUUGCCUCUGGCAGGGGAAGAGGAGUUAGCUAAGGGAGGGGAGCCAGACUCUGCCCUGGAGGAGCUGUGCAAGCCCCUCUUCUGCAAACUCUGCAAUGUCACCCUGAACUCUGCUCAGCAAGCCCAGGCACACUAUCAGGGUAAAAACCAUGGCAAGAAACUCCGAAAUUAUUAUGCAGCCAACAGCUGUCCUCCUCCAGCCAGGGUGAGCAGCAUGCCAGAGCCUGUAGCCACUCCCCUCGUUCCAGUCCCUCCGCAGGUGGGCUCCGGCAAGCCGGGGGGCAGAGUGAUCCUGGCCACAGAGAAUGACUACUGUAAGCUGUGCGACGCCUCCUUCAGCUCGCCUGCGGUGGCACAGGCCCACUACCAGGGCAAGAACCACGCCAAGAGACUUCGUCUGUCUGAAGCUCAGAGUAACUCGUUCUCGGACUCCGCAGAGGCAGGGCAAAGGCGGACCCGGAAAGAAGGGAGUGAAUUUAAGAUAGUGUCCACCAGGAGGAAUACAUACACGGUCCAGAACAGUUCAGCAGGUCCUUACUUCCAUGCCCGCUCUCGGCAGAGAAUCCCGCGAGAUCUCGCCAUGUGCGUCACUCCCAGUGGCCAGUUUUACUGCUCCAUGUGUAACGUCGGCGCUGGUGAGGAGGUGGAGUUCCGGCAGCAUCUGGAGAGCAAGCAGCACAAGAGCAAGGUGUCGGAACAGCGGUACAGGAGCGAGAUGGAGAAUCUGGGCUAUGUACAGUGACGGCCGCGCCCACGGAGACGCCGGUCCUGCCUGUUUUUGCCUUCUGUCAACCUGCCUUGCUUUGUGGUCCCCUUGAUACAUCCAUUCCUCCAUUCCUCUGCUUAGUAUGAAUAACCUGCAAUGGUGCCCUGAGCCGUCACGUCGGGGUGGGGGAGGGAGAUGUGCUUCUUAGGUCACGACGCUCUUUUGAGCCAACCCUGUCAAACGACUUACAGUAUGUGACCUACCUGCCCCAUCAGAAAUAACUUCUUAUCUUGGCCAAGUUCUCUUUAACCAGGAGUAGCCUGUUUGGAGCUAUGAUCAUUUAAAAACGGCAUCUAUUUUGCAAUUCUAGUUUUAUGCGUAUUAGAGGAAGACUUGAUUUGAGUUUGUCCCUCAGAUUAUAGUGGAAAGAGGUAAGCAGAGAGUCCCGUUUCCUGACGCUCCCGGGGAGCCAUCGUCACAGUGCGGUGUCUGUGAUGUGCGGUUAGGGUGUGCGCUUGGGUCUCUCAGCAACAGUGCGUCCCCUGUGGCAUGUCCGUCCGUCAUUGACAUGCAGGUGUUUUUGACUCCAGACACUUGCAGAAUGCUCAUGUUCUUCUGAAGACGUGACUUCAUCUCCAGUUGUGACCUGCACACGUUUGACCCCCACCUCCUCCCUCCUAUGGAUCAACUUACUGCUGAGCUCGGCUCUCGCCCUAGCUGUCCUGUCGGUCUGAGACUCAGACUUGACUGUCGAAUGAGUUGAAGAUGGAUAUUCUUUUUAAAAAAUAUAUUUUCAGAUGAUUCAAGGAAAUGCAUGGGUGUGUUUGAGAUUUCAAUUUGGAAUUAUAUUUUCACUGGUAAUUACGUGAAUUCCUGGGAUGGUCAUUACCUCGUGGCUUUUUGAUGAUUGUCCUGACACUGCCCCAGCAGGUGGUGGGCACUCCUGGAAAUAUCGCUCUCUGCUGUUUCUUACGUGGGAAGUUUUCUUUUUUAAAAAGCUAAUCAAGUUUCAGUGUCAUGUCCAGUAGAAGAGCACACAGACCUUGUGCUUUCUCCUUUGCCUCCUUGGAGAGAAUGAAAACACAGACGGCUUUGGUGUCUAAUGAUUCUAACGGGAUUCUUAUUUUUUAAAUAAAAAGCCAUAGAGUAUGUCUA